AGUAUUGUGGGAUAAACAUUCCUUUCUCUUAAAACCGCACGGAAAACCCGGGGGAGCAUUUAUUGAUGAGUUCAUAGAUGGCAGAGGAAAUGUUAUUAGCAGAAGAUGGGAAAUGUGUGGGGUCUCUCACCAAGUCGCUGCUGGCCGCGGCUUUCCUGGCCUCGUUCGGUAGCUCCAUGCUCUAUGGCUACAACCUGGCCGUCGUCAACUCUCCUGCAGAGUACAUCAAGGCAUUCUAUAACCAGACGAUGGUAGCAAGGAACGGAAAGGCUCUGGACGACAAGAAGCUUACGUUGUUCUACUCUGUCACCGUGUCUGUGUUUGCCAUCGGGGGCAUGGUGGGCAGCCUCAUGGUGGGCAUACUAGUCACCAGAUUUGGAAGGAAAGGGACCCUGGUGAGAAUCACAUGUCUGGUGUUUAUAGCUGGAGCCUUCAUGGGCUUCAGCAGGACCUUCGGCUCUCCAGAGAUGAUCAUUGUUGGACGCUUCAUCACAGGGGUACACUCAGGUAUCUCUCUGUGUGUGGUGCCAAUGUAUCUUGGGGAGAUAGCACCUAAGAACCUGCGAGGCUUCCUGGGCCUCGUGCCUAGCAUCUUUAUCUGUCUAGGAGUCUUCAUCGCUCAGAUCCUGGGACUACAUGAACUACUGGGAAAGGAAGAGCACUGGCCCCUCUUCCUGUCUCUGGUGGUGAUCCCCACCCUGUUCCAGCUGAUGCUGUUGCCAUGGUUCCCAGAGAGCCCGCGGUACCUGCUCAUAGAGAAGAGGAAUGUCCACGCCACCAUCACAGCUCUGAAGUGGUACCGGUCCAAAGUGAACAUCCAGGCAGAGAUCGAGGAGAUGCAGGAGGAGCAGCGGUCCAUGUCCUCAGUCCAGACCGUGUCAGUCAUCGGUCUGCUGAAGGACCGGAGCGUCCGAUGGCAGGUCAUCACUAUAGUGGUGGUCAAUAUCGGCAUGCAGCUGUCCGGUAUCGACGCGAUCUGGUUCUAUACCAACGCCAUCUUUGAGAACGCAGGUAUCCCAGUCCCUCAGAUCCAGUACACCACGGUUGGAACCGGAGCCAUCGAGGUUAUCGCUGGAUGCGUAGGGUGCUUCACCAUUGAACGGCUGGGCAGAAGACUUCUGAUGAUUGGUGGAUUCACCUUCAUGGGAAUUUGCUGUGCAGGGAUCACGCUCUCCCUCAUGUUCCAGUCCCACUACAUCAGUGUUGCCUGUGUGGUGGGGAUCAUCGCUGGCUUCUGUAUAGGACCAGCUGGAGUACCCUUCCUGAUUACAGCAGAGCUGUUUAAACAGUCCCAUCGUCCGGCUGCCUACACCGUGGCUGGAUGCCUCAACUGGCUGUCCAACUUCACCAUUGGCUUUGUCUUCCCCUUCCUACAGAUGUCGGCAGGGGCCUACUGCUACCUGGUGUUCUUUGGCGUGUGCAUGGCAGUGGCGGCCUACGUCUUCUUCAUCGUCCCCGAGACCAAAAACAAGACGUUUGUGGAGAUCAGCCAGAUGUUCGCGGCCAGGAACGGCAUGCUGGAGGAGGAGAGCAGCCUCAAACUAGCCAAGAUGAACGGCUAUGGUGCCGUCGACCUGGAGUACGAAGUGAUGGAGAAGAAGAAGUAGAGAAGGGGAAAGGGAGAGAGAGAGCCAUAGAGACGUGGGUAGUCUAAAAGUGUCUCCUCUCUUCAUCUGUACUGAUCUGAAAACACCCCACUGGUCAAAGACGUCAGUUAAACAUCUAUUUUUGAUUUCCUUUUGGUUGAGUUGUCAACUAACGUGAAAUCAACAUAAAAUGUCACCAUGAUAUUGGCUUUAGGUUCAAAGUUAGUUGAAAAAAAGCCAAAAUUCCCUUUUUGAAAAUCCAAUUCGUUUCCCACGUUGAUUCAACGUCAUCACACUGAAUUGAUUUGUUGAAAUGACGUGGAAACAACGUUGAUCCAACCAGUUUUUGCCCAUUGGGGCAGAAUAGGUGAAAGCAAUGUGGUGGAAUUGGUGGACUUUGCUUUUCCCUGCCCAGUUAGUGCAGACAACGGAAAAAACAUCUAUUUCGAUUCAUUGUUCAGUAUUUCAUUUCGUUCUUCUUCUGAAUCUGUGUUCAUGGUGUACAGACACCUGUGUCAGUCUACCACCACAAACCCCCUUAUGUAAGACCUCUAGCAUAGUGUGUGAGAUGUGUGGUGGUGUUUUAUUGUUUUCUCAAUGGUGUCUAAGUUUAAUUAUGUCCAUAUCCACGUAAAUGAAAAACAUUUUGGACAGAACUCUAUCUCCAUACCGUUCCUAAAUGUAACAUUUAAUGUUACCAGUUGUACAGUAACCAACAUAGACUCUAUGUACUGUUUGGAAGUGAGCACGUCUACAACCAUUAGGUUUCACUCUCCUCUCAGUUAUAUGUGCCUCUCUUUCCGUGAAUCACGCUGAAAGUCUUCUUCUCUCAAUCCGGCUGAAAACCUUUCCUACAAUGUACAGUAUCGAGAGAAUGUAUUUAUUUAUUGACACAGAAAACGUAUCAUGAUAUGAAUGCAGUGUCUGACUUGACCAUUUUCCUGAUCACUGGUUUUGACAGAACAUGAGGUCAGUCCACAUCAUGUGAAUGGUAUAGUUUUUAGAAACACUAUCAGGUGUUAUAAUGCCUCAACAACAUAUUCAUAGCACCUUAUACGGUGCUAUGAUCCCUUAUAAGGCUUCAUAAGAAGGUGCUCCAAGUGUUACAGUGUCUUUGAUCAUGUUUACCUUGCUUAGCUGAAGAGAGAACCAUUAACUUGAGUUUGCUUGUUUAUGUUGUUUUUCUUCUCUUUUGCGUAAGAGAGUUUGUAAAUGUGGCUACUGUAGUAGUCAUUCCAUAUUCCAUAUGUAUCGUACGUUACAUCGCACAUGUUAAACAGAUAUGCACAAGAAAGUGUGUAGGAGGAUAUAUACAGUAUACACUGAGUGUACAAAGCAUUAGGAACACCUUCCUAAUAUUGAGUUGCACCCUCUAUUGCCAUCAGAACAGCCUCAAUUCAUGGGGGCAUGGACUCUACAAGGUGUCGAAAGCGUUCCACAGGGGAUGCUGGCCCAUGUCGAUCUAAUGCUUCCCACAGUCGUGUCAAGUUGUCUGGAUGUCCUUUCGGUGGUGGACUAUUGUUGAUACACACAGGAAACUGUUGAGUGUUAAAAAACCCAGCAGCAUUGCAGUUCUUGACACACUCAAACCGGUGCGCCUGGCACCAACUACCAUACUCACCUGGCACCUACCACCACCUACUACUAUUCACCAGGUCAGUCUAUGUCAUGGAAAGAGCAGGUGUCCUUAAUGUUUUGUACACUCAGUGUAUAUCGUACCUCAUACUGUACCUAGAAAAAUAGUGAAAACAUCAAAACUGUGAAAUAACACAUAUGGAAUCAUUUAGUAACCAAAAAAGUGUUAAACUGCCUUUGCCUUAAUGACAGCUUUGCACACUCUUGGCAUUCUCUCAACCAGCUUCAUGAGGUAGUCACCUGGAAUGCAUUUAAUUUAACAGGUCUGCCUUGAUAAAAGUUAAUUUGUGGAAUAUAGGUGUGUCCAAACUUUUGACUGGUACUGUAUAUAUUUAUACAGUGCCUUGCGAAAGUAUUCAACCCCCUUGGCAUUUGUCCUAUUUUGUUGCAUUACAACCUGUAAUUUAAAUCGAUUUUUAUUUGGAUUUCAUGGAAUGGACAUACACAAAAUAGUCAAAGUUGGUGUAGUGAAAUAAAAAAAAUGACUUGUUUCAAAAAUAUUUUUUUUAUAAAAGAAACGGAAAAGUGGUGUGUGCAUAUGUAUUCACUCCCUUUGCUAUGAAGCCCCUAAAUAAGAUCUGGUGCAACCAAUUACCUUCAGAAGUUACAUAAUUAAUUAAAUUAAGUUCACCUGUGUGCAAUCUAAGUGUCAUAUGAUCUGUCACAUGAUCUCAGUAUAUAUACACCUGUUCUGAAAGGCCCCAGAGUCUGCAACACCACUAAGCAAGGGGCACCACCAAGCAAGGGGCACCAUCAAGCAAGCGGCACUAUGUAGACCAAGGUGCUCUCCAAACAGGUCAGGGACAAAGUUGUGGCAAAGUACAGAUCAGGGUUGGGUGAUAAAAAAUAUCUGAAACUUUGAACAUCCCACAGAGCACCAUUAAAUUCAUUAUUAAAAAAUUGAAAGAAUAUGGCACCACAACAAACCUGCCAAGAGAGGGCCGCCCACAAAAACUCACAGACCAGGCAAGGAGGGCAUUAAUCAGAGAGGCAACAAAGAGACCAAAGAUAACCCUGAAGGAGCUGCAAAGCUCCACAGCGGAGAUUGGAGUAUCUGUCCAUAGGGCCACUUUAAGCUGUACACUCCACAGAGCUGGGCUUUACGGAAGAAUGACAAGAAAUAAGCCAUUGCUUAAAGAAAAAAAUAAGCAAACACGUUAGGUGUUCGGCAAAAGGCAUGUGGGAGACUCCCCAAACAUAUGGAAGAAGGUACUCUGGUCAGAUGAGACAAAAAUUUAGCUUUUUGGCUGUCUAGGAAAACGCUAUGUCUGGCGCAAACCCAACACCUCUCAUCACCCCGAGAACACUAUCCCCACAGUGAAGCAUGGUGGUGGCAGCAUCAUGCUGUGGGGAUGUUUUUCAUCGGCAGGGACAGGGAAACUGGUUAGAAUUGAAGGAAUGAUGGAUGGCGCUAAAUACAGGGAAAUUCUUGAGGGAAACCUGUUUCAGUCUUCCAGAGAUUUGAGAGUGGGACAGAGGUGCUCCUUCCAGCUGGACAAUGACCCUAAGCAUACUGCUCAAGCAACACUCGAGUGGUUUAAGGGGAAACAUUUACAUGUCUUGGAAUGGCAAAGCCCAGACCUCAAUCCAAUUGAGAAUCUGUGGUAUGACUUAAAGAUUGCUGUACACCAGCGGAACCCAUUCAACUUGAAAGAGCUGGAGCAGUUUUGCCUUGAAGAAUGGGCAAAAAUCACAGGGGCUAGAUGUGCCAAGCUUAUAGAGACAUACCCCAAGAAACUUGCAGCUGUAAAUGCUGCAAAAGGUGGCUCUACAAAGUAUUGACUUUGGGGGGAUGAAUAGUUAUGCACACUCAAGUUAAAUAUUUUGCAUCUUCAAAGUGGUAGGCAUGUUGUGUAAAUCAAAUCAUACACCACCCCCCCCCUCCCCAAAAUCCAUUUUAAUUCCAAGUUGUAAGGUAACAAAAUAGGAUAAAUGCCAAGGGGGUGAAUACUUUCACAAGCCACUGUACAUACUCUCCGAGUAUCAAUGUAACUGUAUAGAUUUGUUUAGAAUCAUUGUAUUCACAUUUGGAAUAUUUUAAUGUGUCUUUAACUAUUGCUGCAACGUAUAUUGUAUAUUGUAGAGGGUUGAGUAAAAAGUACUUUGUCGUUUUGUAUUCAAAUGUAUGUAAAUGAU
Messenger RNA from Salvelinus fontinalis (brook trout), 5357 nucleotides. RefSeq names its product solute carrier family 2, facilitated glucose transporter member 9-like. The transcript is spliced from 12 exons. Gene Ontology annotation, cellular component: membrane. NCBI's taxonomy places the organism in Eukaryota, Metazoa, Chordata, Actinopteri, Salmoniformes, Salmonidae. Gene Ontology annotation, molecular function: hexose transmembrane transporter activity. The record is from RefSeq and is a predicted model, not a curated record. The coding region runs from base 78 to 1607 and encodes 509 amino acids. Gene Ontology annotation, biological process: monosaccharide transmembrane transport.